Messenger RNA from Leguminivora glycinivorella, 2428 nucleotides. RefSeq lists its product as uncharacterized. Lineage: Eukaryota; Metazoa; Arthropoda; Insecta; Lepidoptera; Tortricidae. The record is from RefSeq and is a predicted model, not a curated record. The transcript is spliced from 2 exons. The coding region runs from base 1593 to 2348 and encodes 251 amino acids.
AUAUAGUAAGCGGGACAAAAUUGAACAUGGUAAGGUCAAAUUAUAUCAUAUGAGGUUUCACUUUUAUGUGAUUGAUAUUCACAUAUGUAAUUUGAAGUAAUAAAUAGUAGUUCAUGGUUAAAAUAAUGUCAAUUUAUUACUGAUCAAAUAUAAAACUCACAUACAAAUUAUUAUAUGAGCCUCUUGGACUUCCCAAGAGAUAUGAGUGGACAUGGACACUGAAUAACUAAAAUAGAGCUAAUGUGUCAAUGUUUUAGAAAUAAAAUAGAACAGGCUAGCAUGACCACCAAGGGCCUGUGAUGUACAAGUAGAAGGAUUGAGGUGAUAUGUAUUGUUAACAAGAUCAUGUCACUCAUGUCAUUGAUUUAUUAUACUGUUUUGCUAGAAUGUGGCAUACGGAUAUAAAAGAGUGUGUGAGUUGACUUAUCCUCACUUUUGUCAUCUUUGAGUCAGGUACCAACUGUUAAUGUUGACAGUGCUAUAUCAGGCAGUAAUAUGAAUGAAUAAAAUAGACAGGGAACAUGAUUAUGUUAUGAUUUUUGCAGAACAUCUAAAACCUUAAUUGUUGGUCAUAUGAUGUUGUGAUGGAAAAUUAAUAUUUCCUUUUAGUAUGAGAGCAAAGUCUUGAUUAGUGAUGAAAAUUAUUGGGUUAUCUAUAAUCACAUUGCCCCAGGGUAGAUGAUACAUCUAAGUUUAGCUUCAAGCGUUCAUGAGAGAAUCAAGUUAAUGAGUGAAGGAAAAUAAUGUUACUUAUUUAAUUUUGACAAAUUAUAUUUGUAUCUAAUUUAUGUGAAAUGUUAUAUGUUGUUAGAAUUCAAAAUAGCUUCACAUUGCUCCAGCUGCAUGAUGGGAGUUGUCACCAAACUGUAUGGUGCAAGGAAUUAUUGGCAGUGAAGUAAAUAUUUGAUGAGAAGCAACUGAAGGUAAAAUGUUAAUGGUUGCCAAGUUUGAUGAUACAGCAUCAAAGACUGACACAAGUUGAGAAUUUUUAACUAAAGUUCUUUGUUUGAAUAAUUUGAAGUAUAAAAUUGUCAAUGUCAUGGGACAAGUGCAACGAAUGUACUACUAACUGGUAAAAAGAUAAAUACACAAUAAAAUAUUGAUGUAUCAAUUUGCAUAGAACAAUUACAUGUCUUGAAAUGGAAGUGAUUUUAAUAGAACAAUUGAUAUCUUGGUAUAGCUAAACCAUGUUGGAAUACCUAGAGUCAACACUGUGAGCAUGUACAUGUUUAAAAAAAAGAUAUCAAUAUUCUUGAUAGAGUAUCUGAAUUUGAGUACCUAUCUCAUGGUCGUUCAUCGGGUUGCAUAGGUAUCAAUCUGUUCGAAGCUGUCAUCAUUAUUACCCCUAUAAAAUGCUUCAUAGAUGAGCACAGGUCUCUCUCCUCGAAAUUCAUAUAUAUAAUUAAUUCUAAAGAGACAGAUAAAUUACAUUUAUAAAAAAAAAAUUGUAAGGGUUGAUCCUUACCUAAAUUCGUGCGACUAAUCUAAACAUAGAAUGUUGUGGCGAACACAGUUAUUGCCUAAGAAUUGUGGUUACAGAAUAUACUGGCAGGAGUCUGCUCGCCUACGAGGCGGUGCCAGUCUGCUCGCCUAUGCGGCGGUGCGAGUCUGCACGCCUGCGAGGCGGUGCAAGUCUGCUCGCCUACGAGGCGGUGCCAGUCUGCUCGCCUAUGCGGCGGUGCGAGUCUGCUCGCCUACGAGGCGGUGCCAGUCUGCUCGCCUAUGCGGCGGUGCGAGUCUGCUCGCCUACGAGGCGGUGCAAGUCUGCUCGCCUAUGCGGCGGUGCGAGUCUGAUCGCCUACGAGGCGGUGCCAGUCUGCUCGCCUAUGCGGCGAUGCGAGUCUGCACGCCUGCGAGGCGGUGCAAGUCUGCUCGCCUAUGCGGCGGUGCGAGUCUGCUCGCCUACGAGGCGGUGUGAGUCUGCUCGCCUACGAGGCGGUGUGAAUCUGCACGCCUGCGAGGCGGUGCAAGUCUGCUCGCCUACGAGGCGGUGCAAGUCUGCUCGCCUACGAGGCGGUGCAAGUCUGCUCGCCUACGAGGCGGUGCAAGUCUGCUCGCCUACGAGGCGGUGUGAGUCUGCUCGCCUGCGAGGCAGUAAGCUAUCGGAUAUGCUGAGCUCCAAUCGGCUGCGACACAAGUCUGAUGGAACGACUUGGAAGGCGCAGAAGGUGCAGGAGUUCUGUGGUGCUGCUGCUGGUCUUCGUGGGCGAAGAAUUCUCAUCAGGGAGGCCGAGCUAAUAACCGAUUGUGGUGCUUGCUGUGUCAAGCCCUACGGUCGGUGUCGCGUCACUAGUUGGCGCGGGUGGAGCUGUCAGAGGAUCGUCCGCCAUCACCGCGUCGUGCUGUGAAUUGUCCCAAGCUACGCUCUGUUUUCUAAGUGUUAUGUAUUAAAACCUGUAUUUGAUGAUGUCUGGUGUUUUCCCCUUUA